Molecule: messenger RNA, 1512 nt
Organism: Penicillium brasilianum
Lineage: Eukaryota; Fungi; Ascomycota; Eurotiomycetes; Eurotiales; Aspergillaceae
Source: the annotation of a GenBank genome assembly
AUGCCAGCGCGAAGAAGCCGAGCGCCAGCGGCUUGUCUUUUCUGUCGCUCCAAAAAGUUGAAAUGCGACUCACAGAAACCAAGUUGUGGUAAUUGCGUGGCAAAAGGUGUAGAUUGCCAGCAAAGCGCUGCCAGGCAUAAACCAAGGCCAACAAACCAGCGCAUCAAGCAACUAGAACAAGAAAACGCCAUCCUUCGCCAACAAUGUAGUCAGCAAACUCCGGACCUUGGAGUCCUGGAGCGAUCUUCUUUGAUUCCAACAGAAGCUUCUUUGGCGGCGCUCAGUCCGGCACGGAGCAGGCUCACAGGCUCAAUCUCACACCAUGCUGAGCCCUCACCGAGCGAUAAUCAAUCAAACAGGGGUCGAGAUACGUCUCAUCCAGAGGUACCAGAUAGCGAAAACCAUCGCCACAGUUCUUCAUUGUAUCACGGCCCGACCAGCACUGUCUAUGACGACACUGCACAUUCUGGAGUUGAUGAAGAAGAGUCAGAGACGUUUGGUUCACCCGUUAGUGAAGAGUGGGCUCGUCACCUGCUCUUUGCUCAAACGGCAAGGCAGAGGCAACUGGAGCCUUUGAACCUAGCAGCAGGGAAGCUCGACUUUGAUGGUCUCGAUCCAGAACUCGGCAUGCAUCUACUAUCGAUCUAUUGGAGCCGUCAACUAUACACCGCCCAGAUCACAUACCGUCCAGUAUUCAUGCGAGACAUGGCCUGUAACGGGCCUUAUUUCUCGAAACUACUACUGAAUGCAAUCUUAUUCACCGUUUCCAAGCAUUGCUCUCGGCCUGAACUACGCUCUGACCCGGAUGACAUUACCACUGCAGGAUGGAGCUUUCGUCAGCGGUUCACUGAGCUUCUGCGAGAGUCUUUCGAUAAGAGCGAGAUCACCACAUUACAAGCAUUAAUCAUCAUGUCCAACGCGCUAUUCUCAAGAUGUGACGAACGUAGUCUGUCUUGGCUGUAUGCUGGAAAUGCGUUCAAUAUGAUCAUUGAUCUUGGUCUACAUGUCCUUCCCUCUCCAAACAAGAUGUCCGCAGAGGAACUUGAAGUUCGAAAGCGUGUCUUGUGGGGUGCUUACACAAUCGACAAGAUCCAGUGUCUCCUCCAGGGAAGACCCCCAUUGCUUCGCCAAAUAAACUUCAAAGCAUCUCUCAAUUUCUUGGACGAGUACGAUGAGCUCGACACAUUCAAAGAUCUCACAUACAGUGCAACUGAACACCAGUCCGUGAUACCUUCUCUCAACGUCUCUCUCCUGACAAAACUAUGCGAGCUGUCCAUAAUUUCCGAGCGCAUUCUAUGCGAGCUCUACUCUGAAUCGCAAAACAUGAGCCAGGGUCAAAGCCAGGAGAUCUCGGCGGAUAUAAGCUCUGCUCUCAGCAAGUGGCGCUCAAGUCUGCCUCCCCAGCUCGACUAUAUCUCCUAUCCAAGGGAGUCGGUCCUUUUGCCUCAAGCCUUCUGCCUCUUGUAUGCUCCGCCAAAAUUGACAACUUUGACCUCGGCUAACUCCUGUUAG